Molecule: messenger RNA, 1188 nt
Organism: Puccinia triticina
Lineage: Eukaryota; Fungi; Basidiomycota; Pucciniomycetes; Pucciniales; Pucciniaceae
Exons: 3
Coding region: 1-1188 (395 amino acids)
Biological process (GO): tRNA processing; intronic box C/D snoRNA processing; nuclear-transcribed mRNA catabolic process, RNase MRP-dependent
Cellular component (GO): cytosol; ribonuclease MRP complex; nucleolar ribonuclease P complex
Molecular function (GO): ribonuclease MRP activity
Source: RefSeq, a predicted model, not a curated record
AUGGCACCUUCGAAAAAGCUGAAAAACGAAGCCACCGAUGACCCCGAGCUGAAGGGAAAAAAGGCAGCGUGGAAGCCGGCGCUCUCGACGCCCUUUGCCCACCGGUGGCCGGAAAUUCCUGAUGAGGUCGGCCAUCAAUUUCUACGGGAGCUCCUGACGCUUCUGGAAGACCGAAGCGGGCCAAAUGAUUCAGAAUGCUCGGGCAACCCCCUCGUUCCCCCGCACACCGCUCAAUCAGAACAUCAAGCCAGCACGAUCGAAGAGAAAUGCCCGCUAGGAACUGCCCGUCGGAUCUCUCAGUCUACUCACAUGGUCGAACUCCGCUCUGGAAAAAAACUUGCAAUUCCGGACUACGUGCCUCCAAGACGCUCCAAAUUCUACGGCAAAAAUCUCGGCAAAGAGCCACCAAACCCAGCACCUCUCAGUAAUAAACGAUUCAGUGUCCUUUCAGGAAUCAACUCAACGACUAAAGCGAUGGAAAAAGAGAUACGACAGACACGAGAAGCCGUACCCCGUUCGUUUUUGGCAAGCCCUCCAACCAUGGCACAGGACGGCCACAAUAUACCCGGAUCCGAGGUUACUAAAGAUCCAUGUUGCCAGCCAUUGUCGUUUAUUUUUGUCUGCAGGAAAGACAUCAACCCAGCCAGUCUAGUCGACCAUCUGCUUCCGACCGUAGCCAAUCUCAAUCGAUCUCGGUUGCACAGUGGAUAUUCGGGAGCCGACCCGCUUGCUGGACAGCGCUCAGCCAUCCUUAUUCCGCUUCCGGAAGGGGCCGAAAACCUGAUAGCGGGCGCUUUGGGCCUCAAGAAGGCAGCAGUAGUGGCGCUCCAAGGAGAAGAUGCCCGAAUGUGUUCACUGUCCCAACUAGCAGGGAAGCACAUCAAACCAGUGUUGCCCCCCAACCCUAACGGCUCUCCGAAUCAUGCAGAUGGAGAGCCUUCCACCGUGCUUGCGAACGAGAGCAUGGGCCUAUUCCCAACUCACGUCAAACACUACAAGACUACUGUCCCCACAGACAUGCGCAAACAUCAGGCAGAAAGAUCGGAGAGGAAAAAGCAGAUCAAGGCCGCCAAAAGGAAAAGGAAUGACCAAGACGUUGCGCUCGUGACAACAGAUGAUGCACCGACAAAAACUGCGAGCAAAUCGGAAAUCCAUGCCCCGGAUCCAGUCACUCCGGCGCCCGGAUAG